AUGUACUUAGGGUGCCUGCUAGACUACCUACCACUGCUCCUGACUCCUACACCUGCAGUAGACCCUACUCCUCCUCCUGCAGUACACCCUUCUACUACCACUGCAGUAGACCCUUCUCAUACUCCUGCAGCACACCCUUCUACAACCCCUGCAGCAGACCCUCUUCCUCCUCCUAUUAUUGCCACCCUCACUCCUCCCCUUAUUGUUAUUACCCUCACUCCUCUCCCUGACCCUACUUCUAUACCUUCCUCAUCUUCUGUACCUCCUUCUGAGACUGUCACACCACUUGGUGAUCCAGAUUCAAGUGGUGAUGCUGAAGAUCUUGACCCGCCCCUCCAUGAUCGACCAUGGAUUGAGCCCUAUGGUAAAGGGUUUAUUCCAUCUAGGGUUGCUUCCCAGGCCAUCACACGUUCAAUAAAGCAACAGUUUUUAAGUCCAUGGCCUACUUGGGGAGCAAUACCUCAUGACGACAGAAAGCCAAUCUGGCAGCGCUUUCAGAUGAAGGUGCAGUGGAAACCUGAGCAUGAAAGUCAGAUACACAGAAAUUUCCACAUGAAAGCAUCUCAUCGGCUGUCAGAGAUGUUUAGGGAUGCCCGCAAUGCAGGACAGCGCCCUAACUGGCUGGGUGAACACAUUUGGAACUCUUUACUGGCCCAUUGGAAUACAGUAGAGUUCCGCAAUAAGUGUGCCAAAGCCCAGCGGAACAGAGCGUCUGAAAGGGGUGGCACCUUGCAUACCGGUGGGUCGAUCACCAUUCAUGAGCAUGUGUGGGUUGCAAAGAAAUAUCAUUUCUCUGAAACCUGCUCUGCAUUUUACCGAAGGCUUUUGCCCUUCGGUAAAUGCCCACAGCAGGUCAUUACCGAAGGCUUCUGCCCUUCGGACCGAGGCACAAGAACCUGCACGUUUUCCAGUAAAGCAGGGUUUCCAUCUGACAGAAAGAGCUACGACCUCGGUUAA
This is a messenger RNA of Vigna angularis (adzuki bean), 957 nucleotides long. RefSeq lists its product as uncharacterized. The coding region runs from base 1 to 957 and encodes 318 amino acids. The transcript is spliced from 6 exons. The record is from RefSeq and is a predicted model, not a curated record. NCBI's taxonomy places the organism in Eukaryota, Viridiplantae, Streptophyta, Magnoliopsida, Fabales, Fabaceae.